AUGGAGUUAUGGUGGUUUGGCCCAAAAUGGUUGUGUUUAAAUAAAGAGGAUUGGCCGUCAAAAAAUGAGGUGUUAAACCAUCAAUUAAAUAAUAAAAAUAUUCCUGAGAAAAAAAACGUAUUAGAAUUUUCCGGUAUUAUCACGGAUAAAUAUUCUAUAUUUGACAAGUAUUCGUCGUUGGAUAAAAUAAUACGAAUUACUGCGUAUUGCGUGCGUUUUUAUAAUAAAAUAAAAGAACCAAAAAACUCAGAGUGCGGAGUCUUAACAACAACUGAUUUACAUAAUGCAAAUUUGCGACUUUUAAUUAGAGUACAAAAAGACUAUUUUGAAAAAGAGUUAAAUGAAUUAAAUUCGGCAAAUGGUCAGGUAUCGUCGAAAAGCAAGUUGUUCAGAUUGAGACCGUUUCUCGACGAAGAUGGAUUAAUACGUGUGGGCGGGCGGCUAAAGAAUGCAGUAUCAUUAGGUAUUUUUCAAAGGCAACCCAUAGUAUUACCAAAGGAUUCCGCGUACACUAAUUUGUUGUUUCGACGGGAGCAUGAGCAGUUAUUACAUGGGGGUCCGCAGGCAAUGUUAGCAUCGAUAAGGCUGCAAUAUUGGCCACUUAAUGCCCGAAACAUAGCUCGAAAGACCAUGUACCGUUGUGUAAAAUGUUUUCGAAUGAAACCUACCGUGGUACAACCAAUCAUGGGCAAUUUACCUAGAGAGCGUGUAGAAACACAAUCUCGUGCAUUUAAAAUCUGCGGUGUCGAUUUCGCGGGGCCUAUAAUGGUAAAACAAAGUUUAAGGCGAAAUGCACCCACGACAAAAGGAUAUGUUUGUAUAUUUGUAUGUUUUGCCACUAAGGCGGUGCAUAUUGAGGUCGUUAUAGAUUUGAGUACUAAAUCAUUUUUAAAUGCGUUGAACCGAUUUUUUGAUCGCAGAGGUAAAUGUGCUACGAUUUAUUCUGACAAUGCUACAAACUUCGUAGGAGCAAACAGGCAUUUAAAAGAGGUGUAUCAACUUUUUCGAGAUCAAGAGCAUCAAGAUAUCGUUCAAUCUGACCUGGCUACAAUAGGAGUACAAUGGAAAUUUAUUCACCCCAGGUCACCUCAUUUUGGGGGAUUAUGGGAGGCAGCGGUUAAGUCAAUGAAAUCAUUAUUACGAAGUGUACUAGGCGAAUCUUAUUUAACCUACGAAGAGUUAUGUACUAUACUCACUAGGGUAGAAGCGUGUCUAAAUUCUCGGCCUUUAACGGCUUUGUCCUCUGAUCCUUCCGAUUUAUUAUAUAUCACUCCAGCUCAUUUCCUAAUCGGAGACUCCCUAAUGUCUUGUAAUGAGACAAAACGGAGUGCCCAUUUAGAUGGCGCACUCUAG
This is a messenger RNA of Myzus persicae (green peach aphid), 1353 nucleotides long. RefSeq lists its product as uncharacterized. The coding region runs from base 1 to 1353 and encodes 450 amino acids. The transcript has a single exon. Gene Ontology annotation, biological process: DNA integration. The record is from RefSeq and is a predicted model, not a curated record. Gene Ontology annotation, molecular function: nucleic acid binding. NCBI's taxonomy places the organism in Eukaryota, Metazoa, Arthropoda, Insecta, Hemiptera, Aphididae.